UGAUCCGACUGGAAACACGUUCUUGUUUAUGGUUAUGGAGCAGCUACGAUCCCUGCAGCUGAUUCGUCGCUCCUGAUCCUAUGAAACCGAAACCCAGAGGAGUCCGAUGUGUGCUUGUAAAUGGACGGUUCGCCGUGCCUUCGUGUGUCUCAGUGUCACACACAACAGUUCAGGAGGUGUCUCCAGUCCAUAGGAGCUCUAGAUCUGAGGAUGCGUCUGUUGAAAGACUCAGAUGGAACCGUCCUCUUACCCAUAUCCCCUUCCUGUGUGUCACAGCUGGAUCUGCACUCUCUCAGAAGCAUGGUGGCCUCAGACAGCUUGUGUGAACUAGUCUGGAGACAGGUAAAUAAAGAGAAGGGAAAGACGAGUGGAGGUCAACUCGAACAAAUCCUCCAGGAUCUGCUGGAGUCUUAUGGUGAAAGAUGGACAGAGGAGAUGAGGGCGGACCUCCCUCGCAGCUUCCAGAGGCACGGAGACCUGGUCCUGCUGGGGGACGGCUGUUUCUCCCUCCAUCUGUGGAAGAAAAUGGAUGGACGGCUGUGGAGAGCAGUGGCCGAAGGUCUGGGGGCAACGCGUUUGGCAAAGAUCAGUCGAAUUUCCAGUGAUGGAUUUAGGUCUCCGGCGGUGACGAUGCUGCUGGGAGAGCACAGCUGGGUCAAACAUGUGGACAAUGGUAUCAGGUAUGAGUUCGAUGUCACCAAAUCUAUGUUUUCAGCCGGAAACAUAACGGAGAAGCUGCGCGUGGCUGGAUUUGACUGCACAGGAGAGACGGUGGUGGAUUUAUAUGCAGGUAUCGGAUACUUCACUCUCCCACUACUGGUCCAUGCUGGGGCCAGCCAUGUUCACGCGUGCGAGUGGAACCCUGAUGCUGUUGAAGCUUUACAGAAAAACCUGGAGGCCAACGAGGUGUCUGACCGCUGCACAAUCCACCGAGGAGACAACCGAGAGCUCCGGCUGUGUGACAUUGCUGACCGCGUCAACCUGGGUCUCAUACCGAGCUCGGAGGACGGCUGGCCUGUCGCCUGUCGCCUGCUGAAGAGGACCACAGGUGGCAUUUUGCACAUUCACCAGAACGUCACCUCACCAUUACCGACCACUGAGGCCAUUCCAGCAAUCGAUGAUGCCGCCCACAGGGUUUCUGGGAAGAAGGCCGACAGAGAGGCGUGGCAGGCCUGGGCUGAGGAUACAGCUAACCUCAUUGCUUCUCUUCUGAGGGACAUCAGCGGUGUAUCCUGGUUCACAAACGUCCAGCACAUAGAGCAUGUGAAGUCAUACGCACCUCAUGUCCACCAUGUUGUCCUGGACCUGGAGUGCAGACCUGUGUGAGCUGAAGAACACAGAUGCAUUGAGGACACAGGGACUCUGAACUUUUAAUGCACUGAAGUUGCUUUUUUUAGAAGAAGAAAUAGGUUGAGGAUUCAAAGAGAACAACUCCCGCUUGUUUCUGUGAUUACUUUUACUCUGCUGAUGCAGUGUUUUUCUAAAGCCUCGGGCAGGUUGAGCAUUAAUGCAGUUUUUUGGUGCAAUUUUAAUUACAUGGAAGCUGCCCAGCUUUACCCAUCCACAGCCUUAACUGCCUCAUCUGCCUUAUCUGCUGACCGGAGAACUUAACUGGAGCAUGAGUAGGUAAAGGUUUAAAGGAAAAACACUCACACACUCGUGAGAAUUGGCUACGAUGUGAAUCAUAUGAUCUGGUCUCUUCACGCAUCAGAUUUUAACCCAGUUGAACAGCUAAAGCAGAUAUUGGAAUCCAAAUAAGGGAAAAUCUUCCGGUUGAGCGGCGUUCAUCCUUCCAGUAGUGAUCUAUGCCAAUGAGCACUGAGGCUCUGAAAAUGACUUGUGGUGGAGUCACAUGUUUUUUAAGACAGUUGAUGCAGUUUUUCUUGUGUCAUCCUUCUGCAUCUGCUGUGGGGGAAUCAGGAGCUCAAUGUAGAUCCAUAUUAGACUGAUAGGGUUUGAUUUAUGAGUGUUAUCAGUCUUAUGGAAAUACAGAGUCUCCAGGAAUAUCCAGGGCUAUGUCUUUUUAUAAUGUCUGUAUAUUAGGGCGAGGCAAUAUGGCAAAAAAUGGAAAGAUAUAGAUUUUCCUAUCUGUCCAUUACGAUAAUUCUCACUAUUAAUGUCACUUUAUUAUUUCUUUUACGUUAAAAGGCUGUUUUUUUGCUCCUGAGUUAAUGUUAUAGUUUCUUCUUUAUGGGCAGAGAAUAACACUGUAUAAGCAUAUAUAUUGUUAUAUUUCUAUUGAUGAAAAUUAUAUUGUGAUAAUUCCUGUUAUUGUUGUACUGCUUAGCCUUCUACGUUAGCAACUUGUAAAAGCUUUACAAUGACGAGAAGGAACAAUGUGGAAGAGAGUAGCUAAUUUAUAAUUUUUGGGGAAGAAUAUAUUUUGGGGUUUGACAAGCACUUAAUUUAGACUUUAAGACUGUUGUGACUACAGGUAUGGUGGCCCUGACGAGCCAGUCACAAAGGCAAACAAGAAAAUACAAAUAUGAUUUGACAAAUAAGGACUCCGCCAAUAAAGCAAACAAUAAUCCAUGACGGCAAAACACAACAGUAAACGAGCCAUCGAGGCAAAACACAACAGAAGGCAAGAAAACAAUGAUAAAUAAGAAAACUAUUUGUGUUGUGUUUUUUGAUUUGUUGUGUUUUUUUGAUGUGUUGUGUCUGCUGGUGUGUGUUCUCCUUUGUGGUUUGCACUUCGGGGCCACCAUACAUUGAUGGAGAAGUGAUCCUUGCUGCACUUGUCUGACUUUUGAGGAAAGAGAGAAAUAAAAAAAACCUGCACUUCUC
Molecule: messenger RNA, 2787 nt
Organism: Platichthys flesus (European flounder)
Lineage: Eukaryota; Metazoa; Chordata; Actinopteri; Pleuronectiformes; Pleuronectidae
Gene: tyw2
Product: tRNA methyltransferase 12 homolog
Exons: 7
Coding region: 121-1326 (401 amino acids)
Biological process (GO): tRNA methylation
Cellular component (GO): cytoplasm
Molecular function (GO): tRNA methyltransferase activity
Source: RefSeq, a predicted model, not a curated record